GCUUCCUCUAAAAGGGUGGCACUGUUGUUGAGUUAGUACGAUAGCUCAUCAUGUUGCUUUAGGGGCCAGAAGAUUUUAAAAGGAGAUGCCUUGAAGCCUUUUUACACAGUGGGAAACAUCAGUUUAAGGGCAUUGGCAGGAUCAUUUGCUUGUCCUUUGCAUCAGCCACUGCUGUGUCAUUUUGGUGUGGGAUGGCAGUCCUAGUUGGCAUUCUGUUAUGGAAGUGCUCGUUGCUGUUAUUAUAGUACUGUGGUGACAACAUGCCAUUGAAAUGGAAAACAGGCUCUCCUGCUAUCUGGAAAUUCCCAGUUCCUGUGCUUAAAACGUCUAGGUCAUCACCACUUUCUCCUGCAUAUAUAUCUUUGGUGGAAGAGGAAGAUCCUCAUAUGAAGAUUUCUCUUGGAAGUGGCGAUAUGGGUGUGUCUGCUCAUCUUCAAACUUCAAAAACAGGAGCUACACGUUUUUUCACUAGUAAUACGCAUAGUUCUGUGGUUUUACAGGGUUUUGACCAGCUCCGAAUAGAAGGUUUACUUUGUGACGUGACACUAGUCCCGGGUGAUGGAGAGGAGUCAUUUCCUGUUCAUAGAGCUAUGAUGGCGUCAUCAAGUGAUUACUUUAAAGCCAUGUUCACAGGAGGAAUGAAGGAACAAGAUCUCACAUGCAUUAAGCUUCAUGGUGUGAAUAGAAUAGGUUUAAGGAAGAUUAUUGAUUUUAUUUAUACUGCAAAGCUCUCCUUAAAUAUGGACAAUUUGCAAGACACAUUGGAGGCUGCCAGUUUUCUACAAAUUCUCCCUGUUCUAGAUUUCUGUAAAGUAUUUCUUAUAUCUGGGGUUUCUUUAGAAAAUUGCGUAGAGGUUGGGCGUAUUGCAAAUACUUACAAUCUCACAGAAGUGGAUAAGUAUGUCAAUAACUUUAUCCUUAAGAAUUUUCCUGCCUUGUUGACCACUGGUGACUUUUUGAAGCUUCCUUUUGAACGACUUGCCUUUGUACUUUCAAGCAAUAGCAUAAAGCACAGCAGUGAACUAGAACUUUUUAAAGCAGCCUGCCGCUGGCUACGAUAUGAAGAUGCACGGAUGGAGUAUGCUGCAAAACUUAUGAAGAAUAUCAGAUUUCCACUGAUGACUCCCCAGGAUCUUAUAAACCAUGUCCAAACAGUGGAUUUCAUGAGAACAGAUAACACAUGUGUUAACCUGCUGUUGGAAGCUAGUAAUUACCAAAUGAUGCCAUAUAUGCAGCCUGUCAUGCAGUCAGAGAGAACUGCAAUUCGAUCGGAUAGUUCACAUUUAGUAACUCUGGGUGGAGUUUUAAGACAGCAGUUAGUUGUCAGCAAAGAACUACGGUUAUAUGAUGAAAAGGCACACGGAUGGAAAUCUUUGGCUCCCAUGGAUGCACCAAGAUACCAGCAUGGCAUAGCAGUGAUUGGAAAUUUCCUUUAUGUAGUUGGUGGCCAGAGCAAUUAUGACACUAAAGGAAAAACUGCAGUAGACACGGUUUUUAGAUUUGAUCCUCGUUACAACAAGUGGAUGCAAGUUGCAUCUUUAAACGAAAAACGGACUUUCUUCCACCUAAGUGCUCUCAAGGGACAUCUUUAUGCAGUUGGUGGUAGAAAUGCUGCUGGGGAAUUGGCCACAGUGGAAUGCUAUAAUCCCAGAACAAACGAAUGGACAUAUGUUGCAAAAAUGAAUGAACCUCAUUAUGGUCAUGCUGGAACUGUAUAUGGAGGAUUAAUGUACAUUUCAGGCGGCAUUACUCAUGACACAUUUCAAAAAGAACUUAUGUGCUUUGACCCAGACACUGACAAAUGGACUCAAAGGGCACCGAUGACCACUGUUAGAGGACUUCAUUGCAUGUGUACUGUGGGCGAUAGAUUGUAUGUCAUUGGAGGAAACCAUUUCAGAGGAACAAGUGAUUAUGACGAUGUUCUGAGUUGUGAAUAUUAUUUUCCAACAUUGGACCAAUGGACUUCGAUUGCUGCUAUGUUGCGUGGGCAGAGUGAUGUUGGUGUUGCCGUCUUUGAAAACAAAAUCUAUGUUGUGGGAGGUUAUUCAUGGAAUAACCGCUGUAUGGUGGAAAUAGUACAAAAAUAUGACCCAGAAAAAGAUGAGUGGCAAAAAGUAUUUGACCUUCCUGAAUCUCUUGGUGGAAUUAGAGCCUGUACCCUUACUGUUUAUCCACCAGAUGAAAUCCCAGGAUCACCGUCCAGAGAAUCUCCACUCUCAGCACCUUAAAUUGUUUAUAGACUCCAAAAAGUGUAUUUAAUAUUUUGCACUGCACCAUGGACCCUGUAAAUGUAACUUCUUUCUUCAUUAGUGUCUAUUUAGACUACGACCUACUGGAAUGGGCAUAGUACUAAAUAACAAGAUAAAGAUACUUUGGCUAUUUUGUUAGCCUAUAAUGUUUACCUUGCAGUUAACAGAACUAUAUAAAAUGUGCACCAUCUUUAACAGAGCCAAAUAUUGAACAAAUGAAUUACUAGUAAAAGCUACAACUUUGGCACUUUUAUGGUUAAAUAUUGAUUUCAGGUACUUUACUGCACACAUUUGUAAGUGUGUAAACUAACACCACAUUGAAGCAGAAAGGUUUUCAGCUCAUUACCCACGUUUACAUAUCUACCCCAAAACUGGCAAAUAAGAUGAAUGUAGAGCAGUGCAUUCAUCUUAAUCAUUCAGAAAUGUUUAUUUUAGUUGUAUGUUGCUGUUCUAGAGAAAAGUUUCAGAAAGUUCAUAUAUUUUGCUUUUUCUUUCAGCCAUAUGUGUUGCUUUGUAAUACAAGACGGCCCAAACAGAAAGGUAUGCAGUGAAGAUGACAUUUAAAAAAACGGUACUAAACAUGUUAGUUAAAAGUCCCUUACCUCUAGGUCAGAUAUUCUCUAACUUUAGAUGCACUUCUAGAAGUGCAUUGAGCAGUUAUUUGCAGUUCUUACUUCUACUGUUAUUUGUUAAUUGUUACAGACUUCUGCUCUUUCAACUAAAGUUGCUUUUCCUUCUGCUUAAUUACUGAUGUUUUUGUAGAGUGUUAACAUCAAUGAUGUAUGGAAAAUUCAGUACAGAUGUGUAGUUUGUAAUAUGCCUGCACUGAAUUUUUUAAUUGGUAACUGCUACAACAGGGUACAAGUUUUAACUCUAAAUAACUGAAUGUCAUGUCUUUGGUAUCUGGAUUGCUGUUAACUGAUAGAGUUUGGAUUAUCUGGGUAUUUUGCUAUUGACGCAACUGGAAAAUGUCAUCUCUCCUGAUUUCCGUCUCUUAUUAAGCUGUUCAGCACAAGGUACAGCUUAGCAGGAGAGCUGCUUCAGCUCAGUGAAUUUUGAGCUACUGUGUUUUACCUUUUGUUCAAUAAAACAUUUUUAACUGCA
Messenger RNA from Protopterus annectens (West African lungfish), 3353 nucleotides. RefSeq names its product kelch-like protein 13. Gene Ontology annotation, cellular component: Cul3-RING ubiquitin ligase complex. The transcript has 7 exons. Bases 261 to 2228 code for a protein of 655 amino acids. NCBI's taxonomy places the organism in Eukaryota, Metazoa, Chordata, Ceratodontiformes, Protopteridae. Gene Ontology annotation, molecular function: cullin family protein binding; ubiquitin-protein transferase activity. Gene Ontology annotation, biological process: protein ubiquitination; regulation of cytokinesis. The record is from RefSeq and is a predicted model, not a curated record.